UGUAAGUAAGACUAGAGAGUUACGAAUCUCGAUACGUCUCUUGAAGGAGCAUUUCUUGAAUUUCAAGUUUGGUUACAGGCUUUUAUAUGGGUAAAGGAAGAGUUUUGGUUUAAGGAGGAAGAUAAAGAAACCACUCUGAAUUAGUUGGUGAUGUGAAUUCCUGUCGUUGACUUUGUCUUGAAGAUGCAAUUCUGGACAUACUCAUUGAACUAGUUGACAAGCAAUACAAGGUGAUCUUCUAUUCGGUAUGAUGUCUGUGGAGGGCAGCCUGGACAUGGAUAUAGAAAUGCCUGUGCCUACUGAUACGAUAAGUCAUGCAGAGGCGAAGGACGGAGCUAAAAAGAGCAAAGAAGAUGAGAAAACUAAUACAGUCCCAUUCCACAAGCUGUUCUUGUUCGCAGAUUUCACCGACAUGGUCUUGAUGCUCGUUGGUACAAUGGGUGCUGUCGGCAAUGGCUUAGGUAUGCCCCUAAUGACGGUACUUUUCGGGCAACUGAUUGAUUCAUUUGGAACUAACCAGCACAACAAAGAUGUGGUGCAUCGUGUUUCCAAGAUAUCUCUAAAGUUUAUCUACCUGGCAGCAUUUACUGGUGUGACGGCAUUUCUUCAGGUUACUUUCUGGAUGGUCACAGGAGAGAGACAGGCUGCUCGGAUAAGGGGAUUGUAUCUGCGGGCGAUAUUGAGACAGGACAUUGCCUUUUUUGAUAAGGAAACAAAUAAAGGAGAGGUUGUGGGAAGAAUGUCUGGUGAUACCGUUCUUAUACAAGAUGCCAUGGGUGAGAAGGUUGGAAAAUUUAUACAGCUCAUGUCAACGUUCUUCGGAGGAUUCGUUAUCGCAUUUAGUAAAGGGUGGCUACUUACUUUGGUCAUGUUAUCGUCCAUUCCUCCCAUCGUGGUUUCUGGUGGCUUCAUGUCCCUGAUCAUAGGCAAGAUGGCAUCACGGGGACAAAGUGCUUAUGUGAAAGCGGCAAAUGUUGUUGAACAAACAAUUGGGUCAAUUAGAACUGUAGCAUCAUUUACCGGGGAAAAGCUGGCGAUAGCAAACUACAACAAGUUCCUUGAGGAUGUAUACAAGUCGGGAAUUCACGCAGGCAUGGCCACUGGAUUAGGUCUUGGUGCAGCCAUGUCGAUUCUCUUCUUCAGUUAUGCAUUGGCAAUAUGGUUUGGAGGAAAGAUGAUUCUGGAAAAAGGAUAUACGGGGGGCGAAGUACUUAAUGUCAUCAUGGCUGUCUUAGCCGGUUCAAUGUCCUUAGGACAGGCUUCUCCAUGCUUGAGUGCAUUUGCCACUGGUCAAGCCGCGGCAUUUAAGAUGAUUGAGACCAUCAACAGGAAGCCAGAGAUUGAUUCUUGUGACACCCGUGGGAAGACGUUAAAUGGAAUUCAUGGAGAUAUAACUCUUAAGGAUGUUUACUUCAGCUACCCAGCCAGACCUUAUGAGCUGAUAUUCAAUAGAUUCUCCCUUUACAUACCGAGCGGGAUGACUGCCGCCUUGGUUGGACAAAGUGGAAGCGGAAAGUCUACCGUGAUCAGCCUGAUAGAGAGGUUCUACGAUCCACAAGCAGGUGAAGUGCUCAUCGACGGCGUAAAUCUGAAGGACUUUCAGCUCAAAUGGAUACGGAGUAAGAUCGGCCUUGUGAGCCAGGAACCUGUGUUAUUUGCAUCGAGUAUCAAGGAUAAUAUUUUGUAUGGCAAAGAGAAUGCAACCAUCGAAGAAAUAAGAGCUGCUACUGAACUAGCCAAUGCUGCUAAAUUCAUUGAUAAAUUGCCCAAGGGACUGGACACAAUGGUCGGUGAACACGGUACUCACCUCUCUGGAGGACAGAAGCAAAGAGUCGCCAUUGCAAGAGCAAUUCUAAAAGAUCCUAGGAUUUUGCUUUUAGAUGAGGCCACAAGCGCACUCGAUGCAGAAUCGGAGAAGAUAGUACAAGAGGCUUUGGACAGGAUAAUGGCUAAUCGAACCACCAUCAUUGUAGCACACCGUUUGAGCACCGUUAGGAACGCUGAUAUGAUCGCUGUCAUUCAUCAAGGAAAGAUAGUGGAGAGAGGUACACACUUGGAACUGCUAGCAGAUCCCGAUGGAGCAUAUGGUCAUCUAAUACGCCUCCAGCAAGUAAGCAAAGAGCAACACCAAGCAACAGAUUACCAAAACAAACAAGAAAAUAUCCUUGACAGUAGUCAAUCGAGUCAAAGAAUGUCCUUGAGGUCCGUAAGUCGGGGAUCAUCAGGUGUGGGAAAUAGCAGCAGCCACUUCAGUCUGCCCACGGGAUUAGAUGUCCCUGAUGGUGCACCCGCAAAUCCAGAGUUCUCUUCCUUAGAGAAAACAGAAACUGCUGCAGAAGUUUCUAUCCAUCGGCUCGCAUAUCUUAAUAAGCCAGAAGUUCCUAUGCUACUAAUAGGAUCUAUAUUUGCAAUCAUUGCUGGUGUGAUAUUCCCCAUUUUUGGCGUACUAUUAUCUAAUGUGAUCAAGACAUUUUAUGAAGCGCCUCAUAAACUAAGGAAAGAUUCAAAGUUUUGGGCGUUGAUGUUCAUGACUCUUGGCCUGUUAUCAUUAGUAGCAUAUCCAGUGAGGACGUACUUCUUCUCGAUAGCAGGUUGCAGAUUAAUCCAGCGGAUAAGAUCAGUGUGCUUUGAGAAGGUGGUGCACAUGGAGGUGGGUUGGUUCGAUGAGCCGGAGCACUCCAGUGGCGUCAUUGGUGCAAGACUCUCAGGAGAUGCAGCGACAGUGCGGGCCCUAGUUGGGGAUGCAUUAUCCCAGCUCGUUCAAAACAGCGCGUCUGCAGUUGCUGGUUUAGUCAUUGCUUUUGCAGCUAGCUGGCAAUUGGCGCUUAUCGUCCUUGUUUUGCUCCCUCUGAUAUUUGUUAAUGGGUAUGUCCAGGUAAAAUUCAUGAAAGGGUUCAGCGCAGAUGCCAAGAUGAUGUACAAGGAAGCCAGUCAAGUAGCUGCCGAUGCAGUUGGAAGCAUCAGGACAGUUGCUUCUUUUUGUUCUGAAGAAAAGAUCAUGGAACUGUAUGCUAAGAAAUGCGAAGGGCCAGUGAAGGAAGGAAUUAGGCAAGGGUUGAUUAGCGGAGUUGGGUUUGGCCUAUCGUGUUUCUCACUUUUUGUGACCUACGGAACCUGCUUCUACGCUGGAGCUCGACUUGUCCAGGAUGGCAAGACAACAUUUUCAGAAGUUUUCCGCGUGUUUCUUGCCCUGACGAAUGCGGCCAAUGCAAUUACUCACUCAAGCUCCAUCACUCAGGACUCCACCAAAGCCAGAAGCGCAACUGCCUCAAUUUUUGAAAUAAUUGACAGAGAAUCAAAAUUAGACCCGAGUAAUGAGUCUGGAGAAACACUAGAAAAUGUUAAGGGAGAAAUAGAGUUUUGUCACAUCAGCUUCAAGUAUCCUUCUCGACCGGAUGUUCAAAUUUUCAAAGAUCUUAGCUUGACCAUACAUUCUGGCAGAACUGUUGCUUUAGUAGGAGAGAGCGGGAGUGGGAAAUCGACUGUAAUAGCUCUGUUGCAACGGUUUUAUGACCCCGAUUCUGGUCACAUUACCCUUGAUGGGAUCGAAAUUCAGAAGCUACAGUUAAAGUGGUUUAGGCAGCAGAUGGGCCUUGUGAGCCAAGAACCAGUUCUGUUCAAUGACACAAUCCGUGCCAAUAUAGCCUAUGGAAAGGAUGGAGAGGCAACGGAAGCGGAGAUAUUGGCUGCAUCAGAGUUGGCAAAUGCCCAUAAGUUUAUCAGUAGUUUGCAACAGGGUUAUGACACAUUAGUAGGUGAGCGUGGAGUGCAGUUGUCUGGUGGGCAGAAGCAGCGGGUGGCCAUUGCACGAGCCAUAGUGAAGGAUCCAAAGAUACUCCUUCUAGACGAGGCUACUAGUGCAUUGGAUGCUGAAGCUGAAAGAGUGGUUCGAGAUGCAUUAGACAAAGUCAUGGCCAAUAGAAGAACUACAGUUAUAGUGGCGCACAGAUUAUCAACAAUAAAAAACGCAGACGUGUUUGCGGUUGUCAAAAAUGGAGUAAUCACUGAGAAAGGAAAGCACGACUCACUGAUUAAUAUCAAAGACGGCUUCUACGCGUCCUUGGUUUCUCUUCACAUAAGCGCAGCAUCAUCCUAAUUGUGUUUUGUGCAAGCUAUUUUGGUUAUGUCCUAUUUUCCCAUGUAGAUGCCACUAUAAAAAGAUGCAUAUUCGUUAUGGCAUAGUUUUGUUAUAUGCCCCAUCUAAGGAAAAAAGAAUUGUAAGAAUAUGUUCAGCAACAUCAAAACUGCGAUGAAUAUGUUUGUUUAAGUUUAGCAAUUAAAAGGAGUGGAUUUAAGUUUCCUGAAGUUAUAUGUGGUGGGGU
Molecule: messenger RNA, 4322 nt
Organism: Eucalyptus grandis
Lineage: Eukaryota; Viridiplantae; Streptophyta; Magnoliopsida; Myrtales; Myrtaceae
Product: ABC transporter B family member 21
Exons: 13
Coding region: 248-4096 (1282 amino acids)
Biological process (GO): transmembrane transport
Cellular component (GO): membrane
Molecular function (GO): ATP binding; ATP hydrolysis activity; ABC-type transporter activity
Source: RefSeq, a predicted model, not a curated record